UUCAUUAGAAAAUUGUAAAUUUUGAAUUUCUCUCUCCUAAGUACACUUCUUCAAGCCCUUCAAAGCUUCACUCGCUCCAUCCCUGGAAGCUUCGGUAGCUUUGUCUUUGGGUAGUUAGUUUCAGGCUUGAGUUGAAGAUCUAGGUGUUUCGUUAUCAAUCCCUUGCAUUUGCAUGUGAAAUAUGCUUAUUCUGCUUGGCAUUCUUCUCAUCAUCGUGAAUGGCCCAACUCCCUGCUUUGGGAAUAACGUUGAGGACAAAAUUUUGAAAGUUGGAGAAGAGCUGUGGAAAGAAACUAUGCCAUUACAAGGUGGCUCUUGCUUUUAUCAAUUACAGGGCCUGAAACCUCAAACGUGGUAUGAAGUGAAGAUAUCAUAUCCAGCUUCUAUACCUGCUAGCUUUUCCAUACAACUGAAGAGAAACAGGUCGGAUGUGAUGCUGAACAAUAACAGGAGAUUGCUCAACACUGAAAAGCUAAUUUUUAAGAACAACAAUCAGGAGGAAUUCCAGCUAGUAUUAGUAACUGUUGAGCCAGAAGGGUUUCCUGCAAAACAGCAUGUGCCGGAGAGGCAAUUUAUUAUCUACAAUAUAGUAUGUGAUGAACUAUUAUUUGGCUUACCCCACGAAGCAUGGUGGGUAGUGGCACUGGCUGUACUUGGUCUUGGAAUUGCAUUCAUCGUGCCUUCUUUUCUUCCAUUGUAUUUGCUACCAAAGAACCAAGUCCCAGGGACAAACGAUCAUGUCUCCAAAACUUCUUGAUCUGCAUACGGUGUGUUGUUUGCUUUGACAGUAGAAUUUUGAAAGCCACCUUUGGCUGCAAAUUUUCCAUGUUUUCUAAAUCAUGAUUUAUCAACCAUUGUUUUUUAUGUGUCUAAAUGCAAGAGAACUUUGGAAUU
Molecule: messenger RNA, 894 nt
Organism: Vigna unguiculata (cowpea)
Lineage: Eukaryota; Viridiplantae; Streptophyta; Magnoliopsida; Fabales; Fabaceae
Source: RefSeq, a predicted model, not a curated record